Messenger RNA from Ceratotherium simum simum (southern white rhinoceros), 1232 nucleotides. NCBI's taxonomy places the organism in Eukaryota, Metazoa, Chordata, Mammalia, Perissodactyla, Rhinocerotidae. The record is from RefSeq and is a predicted model, not a curated record.
AGGAAGGGGAUAUCGAAGGAGGAAAGCAAUCAAAAAGUGUCCAAAAGGCAGGACUAUCAGAAAAGGGGCCCCCAAAGCAGUGGAAGUACACCAUCAGCAUCUAGUCUCCUGGUGACAAGUGGAGUUGUCAUAUUUUGGAGCAGUCCUGGGCCUCUGAAGGGAAACCUCUAUUCCAAGAGAUAGCUAGGUAAGAUAUCAAAGAUGUCUUCUAUGAGCUCAUUCACCAAAGGCCAUGCCAUCACCAGCUCACACAGCCCUGCUGGAGGCUUAAUGCCUCUUUGCACAAGUGAUCCAGGUGCAGUAGGGCUGUCUGGCUUUUGCUUCCUGCUGCCAGAGAGGCUGAGAAAGGAAGAGCUUGAUGAAGGCCUAUGACUCAGCUCCCCAGCCUUAUUGAAGUCAAAGACGACGACUCAGGGAGGAAAGCUUUCAGAUACUGUCAAGGAAAAAGUCUCCACCCACAUCUGUCAGCUGUAGGCUCUGUAAAUGGAAAUUUUCAAUGCCACCAUUGUUGCCACUGCUUCUGCUACUGCCACUGUUGUGGGGUCAAGGUGAGCUGCCCCCACCUCCUACCUUCCUUAUAUGGUCAUUGCUGAAGACCUUGGCUUGGAGAAGAACACUGAACCAAUGGAACCACAAGAUUGGAGGAUAAAACUGAGGCCACUUCAGACAUCAGUUCCACUCAGCCUGCUUGUUUUUUCUCCCUGUUUGCUGCGAGGACUGCAGUUACAUUGCCAUUGGCCACUUUCCCCUUGCAGAUUCUGGAUGCUACCAAAUUAGCAGUCACUGACUUGAUUGGCCUGUCAGUUGGGCCCACCAGUCGUGACUGCCCCUGUACCCAUCCCUCACACCAGAUACUGAUCAUGAAAUGAGAUGCACAAUCUCUAACUCUCCUUCUUUUGCUGUUCCUGCUGUUUCUCACUUUAAAUUCCAACCCAUAUUGGGAGUUCCACUUAAUAUGAGAAUAGAGGCCCUUUGCAUUCCAGUCCCUUGGUCACAGCGGCAGGAUCUUCUGCUUCUCUUACCACACCUCCUAGCACCUCAUCCCUCUCCUUACAGCCUACCUUCUGUAGAAUUGAGUCACCUACACCUAUGUAUGUGGAUUCUCCUCCCUUUUUUAAACAGAAUCCUCGAGUCCCUUUCACCAGUAUCCCUAUCUUCACCAGCCAGCUCAUCACUGCUUCUGCAAUCAUUUCCACCAGCCCAGUCAGCCCGUCUGCAGACUGGAUCUCCUA